Striga hermonthica is the source of this 665-nucleotide messenger RNA. NCBI's taxonomy places the organism in Eukaryota, Viridiplantae, Streptophyta, Magnoliopsida, Lamiales, Orobanchaceae. The record is from the annotation of a GenBank genome assembly.
AAUUGGCUUAAUGGACGAAGAUAACACAUCACCAACUUUGGGGUCCAUCUUGACCCCAGCCUUGACCAGAAUGGCAUGUAUGGUAGACGAAUAUGGGAGAAACUUGUAUCAGCAAAGAACACAAUGUUUUCGAAAAUCACAGACACCCAGAUCGAAAGGAAUACCCCUGAGUAUACAAAGCAUUACCCACAAUGAGAGAGCUAUCAUCACCAUCAUCUUUGGCAUCUCACUGACUUUGUUGUCCUCAACAGGCGAAACUUCCUUGUCAUCAACAAUACAGUUGUCGGACUUUCCUGGUUCAUCAAUAAAAUUAUCAAUCUCUUUUUCUGCAGAAUCACCAGCAUCAUUGAAGUUAGGUGAUGACUCUCCAUCAGAUUUGGAAGUAGGCUCAGCAACCACAGUAGGUUCAGCAAUAGCAAUAUUCUUUUUGGACUUCUUCGCCUUUGAGACGGCACUUGCUUUGAGCUUCUUUCGCUUUUUGGGAGACUUAGCAACUGAUGGUGAGCCUGCUCCACCAACUUCCUUUUCACCAGCAACUUCGGAUGUGGCCCCCUUUAUAUUGGAAGAUUUAUUUGGACUUGAUAAAACCCUAGUUUCAGUGGUUAGAGAAGGUUGUUGGUUUUCCACUGCCAUGUUGAAAUUUGCUGGGUUAGGGGGUGUCCUCG